Molecule: messenger RNA, 2111 nt
Organism: Ochotona princeps (American pika)
Lineage: Eukaryota; Metazoa; Chordata; Mammalia; Lagomorpha; Ochotonidae
Product: cytoskeleton-associated protein 2-like
Exons: 9
Coding region: 49-2079 (676 amino acids)
Biological process (GO): negative regulation of microtubule depolymerization
Cellular component (GO): microtubule cytoskeleton
Source: RefSeq, a predicted model, not a curated record
GCCCGGGGGGCGCGGUGCGCAGUGUGAGGCCCGCGCCCACAGUCUCCGAUGAGCUCUCCGUCUGUGCCCCGAGACCUGCAGCUGCCCCCGAGUCGGAGGGGCCAGUCCGAGUUCAGGGAACAAAGAAAACACAAACUCAAGGAACAUUUAUUAAGAAGAAAAACCUUUUUUUCAUUGAAGCAGGAAAAUCGAAUAUUAUCCAGUUCUGGAAACCAAACAGUGAUGAUAUCUGAGGACCAGAUCCAGAAAGGAACUAGAGUUCCGAAUCUUGAAGAGAAAAUGGCUGAUAAAGAAAAUAUCAGUACACCUAUAAAGAACAAAAAUCAUGCAGCAGAGAACAAGAAUGGCAUUCCGUUAAAGCCGUCUAAUGAGUUGAACAGUUCAGCUGCAGCAAUGGGUGGGAAGCUUUUACAUGAUGGAAAUCAGGCUGUACAGCUACCAGUUAAGGACGACUGUCAAAGUCAGCAUAUGACAUUGAGCCAGGCAUUCCACCUUAAAAACAACAAUAAAAAGAAGCCAGUAACUGUGGAAAAGCCAAAACAAGAUUCUAACAUGCCCAAAAAGCCCGUGCUUGGAUCUUACCGUGGCCAAAUCGUCCAGUCUAAAGUUAAUUCAUUCUGGAAAUCACUACCUGGCAAAGAUGUGAGUUCGACAACAAAAAAACCGCUCGUGACUGCCGUCUCCAAAGUCCAAAAGCCACAGCCUGUAAACACUAGCAAUGCAACAGUGAAAAGUGAGCGAGCUUCACACACGACAGCUCAGGGCACACAGCUCGUGCGCCCUCUUAUCAGAAGUCACCAGGUCAAUACCCACCACACCAGGGAACCAGGCGUCGCCAGAACCUCUGCCAAUGUUACCAUUCCCAAAGGGCCUCGGGAGAAAGAAUCAUUGCAGUCCAAAGCAGCCUUCCCCAGCAUUAAAGCCAGCGCUUCUCAGGACAUAAGGCGAAGCCAGGCACUGUCCUGCGGCGUGGUGCCUGCAUUGCGGGUGAAGCCUACUGCAGCUUCCUCUACCAAGUUGGUGGAGAAGCCCAAGCCCACGGGCCAGCAGAGACCUGCUGCAAGUGCAAAAGCAGCUGUUAGCAGCAAGGCAGGUCAGCCCAAAGAAACUGCAGAACAGAGAAAAUCUCGUCUGAGUGAGUGGAAAGCUGCCAAAGAAAGGGUGCAGAAAAGGCCUCCUAACCCUGGGGUCAAGCAGCCUGAGCCCAAAGAGCAGGAGGAAACCCCAGUCGGGUCCUUCUGGACCACCAUGGCAGAAGAGGAUGAACAAAGAUUAUUCACUGACAAAGUGAACAAGACAAUUUCGGAGUGCCUCAACCUCAUCAAUGCGGGAUGCCCCAAAGAAGAAAUAUUGGCCACAUUGAAUGACUUGAUUAAAAAUAUUCCAGAUGCCAAACAACUCGUUAAAUAUUGGAUUUGUAUUGCAAAACUGGAAGCAGACACAAGCAGUAUCGAAGACAUUAUUGAAAUCUAUGAGAAGGCCAUUCUGGCAGGGGCUCAGCCUAUGGAAGAGUUGCGGCACAUAAUCGCGGACAUUCUAGCCAGGAAAUGUCAAGAGGCUAAUCUUGGAGAAAAAACUGAAGAGGCUUAUGGAACCAAGGAAGAAACCCAAGAAGACAACACUGAAGAGAAAGGCCUUAAUCAGACACCAGUGAAACAGGAGGCGGAGAGCAAACAUCACAGCAGUGUGGCAUUUGCAGAUUGUGAAAAAGAACAAGAUGACAAAACGAAAGAUUCAGCCAGUGAUGUCCUAACCCCCAGUACAGAAGCUGGAUCAAGUAGCAUAAUUAAAUACAAUGUAUCUACCACACCAUACUUGCAAAGUGCAAAAAAGAAGAUGCAAUUUAAUGAAACAAAUUCUGUGUUUAAAGAAUUGAAGUUUCUGACACCAGUGAGGCGUUCCCGACGUAUUCAAGAGAAGACGUCAAAAUUGCCAGACAUGUUGAAAGACCACUAUCCUUGUGUGUCUUCCCUGGAACAGCUGUCAGAGUUGGGAAAUGAAGCCGAUGCUUUUGUCUGCCGCCCCAAUGCAGCGCUCUGGCCGAUGUGCUCUGAGACGAAUGCAGCAGAAGGGGAAUAAAGGAAGCAUGGGGUUUGUAGAGUUCCCGAGUA